AUGCAUGGGCUCGCACGCACACCACACAAUCUCCGCACGCCACUGCCGCUUCGUGUCACCAUUGCAGCCAGUCACGGCCAUCCACUCCGCUCGGCGAGAGCCCUGGAGUGGGAGGGGGAGGGCCACGGAUUGCCUCUUCCCUUCUCCUCUCCGGGCUCUACUGGCGAUCAAAGCAAGACCGCGGGGAAGAAGGGGGACAGCGGCAAGAAGGUGGCUGAUGGAGGCUGGGGUGGGUGGGCUACCCGAGUCUGCGCCUUGGCUAAUGCCUUGCCUCUUCCCAUCAGUCGCCAUGACAUCUCCAUUUCUAUCUACUCUUAUGCUGCACGCAGCCAAGCACUAGAGAGGAACGGUUUGGAGGAUGCGCUACCCGUCCCCAUGUGGUCUUGGGUGCCUGGCAAAGAGGAUCCUCGUUCUCCGGUAGGGCAUGGCCUGGCAUGGCAUGGCAUGGCAUGGGCGAUGGGAAUGAGGCAUGUGUAUGACCAGAUGCCUCAAAGCAUGUACCAACGGCGCUUGGUAUUUCACCCCGUCGUCUCACAAAUCAUCUUUUUCCUCUACAAGUCGAAUUCGCUCCGUCGCAUUGUCGACAACAAACCUGCCGUCAGCCCAGUGGCCAGCGGCCAACCAACGCCCAUAAGCCUACAUAGCUACGCUUUGACUGAUGCACGGCCGGGCCGUCUCGACAAGCAGCAGCGGCAGCAGCAACAGCUUCCUAUUAUACGAGUACAUGAUGCUAUUGGCGCGCCGUGGACUGUGUCUGAGUGUGAGGCUGACCUGCAAGCUGCUGCCCUUUACUGCUGCAAGAGCGCUCCGUGGCUGGCUGGCUGGCUCGUUGCAUGCAUGAGGACUGUUUCGUUUGGCUGCUGUCUGUUCAUCACGCAAGCCUAUUCUCUGGCGGAGCACUCCGUGCAGAACGCUAUUGGUAUGUCUCACAGCAACACAGGAGACGAAGGGGGAGACGAAGGCGAAGAGAAGGGGACUGCUACGAUGAAUGCAGCUGCCCAGGGAGCACAGAAUAAUCCGAAAUUUCAAAUAAUGAACUGCCACCUAUGGCACCAUCAACACUUAUCACGCGACCUGGUUCCCGCGGGGGUCGCACAGCGAUUACAAAACGACUCAGCUGGCAUAAUGAAGAAGACUAGCGCUUUGAAACGAGGCAAUGGGAGAGAGACCCUGGCGAUGCAAGCUGGGAAUACGGGGCCCUCGUCUCCCGGCAAUCGCCAGGCAUCUUGGUCCAGGUUGACAGGGCAGUUCAUCCACGAAACGGGUUGUGCUGCUUCUUAUUGGGCCUACGGGCUCUCCGGACGAGGUACUGGACGAAAUUGUUUGAUAUCGUUUGCAGCUGCAGAGGGAGUUUGGAAUGAAGACAUUGGCUACAAAUCCUACCCCUCAGCAAUCGGCGAAACACGGCAUCUGGCUCACAGCGGUACUUUGGCAGAGAAAAAUACCUACAUGUACGAGAUGUAUCGCCUCUCAGCCUUGUGCUUGGCUGCCCAUGCUGCUGGGGCAGACAGGGGUUUCGGUGAGGGCGGCAUGUCUUUCAGAGUCACGGUCACCGCGACGAAUGGGCUACCACUGGAAAAGACCCACGCCAUCUAUACACUGAUGCUUCUUGUUUGUGCUUGUGCUUUUGUACGUGACGCGGGUUCGAUGCAGUGCGGUGCGGUGCGGUGCGGUGCAUCGUACCAGCAGCUGCACGCCGGUUCCCAAAGGGCAACUCGUGCCGAACCAUGA
Molecule: messenger RNA, 1731 nt
Organism: Trichoderma harzianum CBS 226.95
Lineage: Eukaryota; Fungi; Ascomycota; Sordariomycetes; Hypocreales; Hypocreaceae
Exons: 7
Coding region: 1-1731 (576 amino acids)
Source: RefSeq, a predicted model, not a curated record